UGUGAGACUUUAUUCCCGCGCUUUAAUCCUCUUAACAGACUUCCGGUCCUCAGCGCGUCUUCAGGGCUGGGGCUGACCGAGCCACGCGCGCGGCUCUAAUCCCCUCGCAGACUGAACGGUGUGCACAGGCUCGAGCGCCCAUGCCUCAGCGGCUCUCCGAGGCGGCAUGGAGGAACUGCUGAUACCGGAGGACGCGGAGGAGGCGCGCGGCCCGGAGCGGCCCGGCACAGCGGACAGUGUGAAGGAGGCGCUGCGGGGCGCGUGCGGGGAGGGCGUGCGGGCUUACGUGAAGCAGUGCGUGAAGCGGAACGGGCUGCUGACGCUCUCCGUGCUGGGGGUGGGCACGGGCUGCCUGCUGGGAUACAUGCUCCGCGGACUGGAGAUGUCCUCUCAGGCAAAAAUUUAUUUUUCUUUUCCUGGGGAACUCUUAAUGAGAAUGCUUAAAAUGCUCAUCCUGCCGCUAAUCACCUCAAGUUUAAUGUCUGGACUGUCAUCUAUGGAAUCCAAGGCCUGUUGUCGGAUUGGAGUUCUGACUGUAACAUAUUACCUGUGGACCACCUUCAUCGCUGUUGUGGUUGGCAUUGUACUUGUGCUGAUCAUAAAGCCUGGCUGUGGGACCGAGGUGGAGAGCAACAGGCUUGGGGGUCCAGUGAUGACCUCUGCAGACGCACUACUGGACCUCGUCAGGAAUAUGAUUCCUUCAAAUCUCAUCGAAGCCACAUUUCAACAGUACCAGACAGACCUUAUUCCGCUGGUCAGAACACAAGUCGGCAGCACCAAACAGCCCAGCUUCGUCUACCUCAUGCCUGAUGAAGAGAAUCCUAAAGGUCACUCAGUGCUGCUGGAGCUCACCCCUUCUCCCGACAUUCACUACAAGUCCGUCCCCGGCAGCAGCCCCCAAAUGAACGUUCUGGGCAUCGUCAUCUUCUCAGCCACUAUGGGCCUCCUUCUAGGCAGAAUGGGUGAGCGAGGGAUGCCAUUAGUCAAUGUUUGCCAAUGCAUCAAUGAGUGUGUUAUGAAGAUCAUCAACGCAGCUGUAUGGUAUUUCCCUUUUGGGAUCAUCUUCCUGGUGGCUGGGAAGAUCCUGGACAUGGAAGACCCGUCCACCCUGGGCAGGAAGCUGGGCUGGUACACAGUGACGGUUCUGGGUGGACUGUUUGUUCAUGGCCUCGUUCUGCUUCCAUUCUUCUAUUUCCUGUUGACGAGAAAGAACCCCUUCACGUACAUCAGGGGGCUGCUGCAAGCUAUGGUGAUUGCCUUGGCCACCUCUUCAAGUUCUGCCACUCUGCCCAUCACUAUGAAGUGCUUGUUGGAAAACUGUCGGGUGGACAGGCAGAUAGCGCGCUUCGUCUUGCCUGUGGGUGCCACCAUCAACAUGGACGGCACAGCCCUGUAUGAAGCAGUGGCUGCCAUCUUCAUCGCUCAGGUCAACGAAUACGAGCUGGAUUUCGGGCAGUUGGUCACGAUAAGCAUAACGGCAACGGCUGCCAGCAUCGGUGCUGCGGGGAUCCCUCAGGCAGGCCUGGUAACAAUGGUAAUAGUGCUGACGUCUGUGGGCUUGCCACCAGAUGACAUCACGCUAAUUGUGGCCAUCGACUGGAUUCUGGAUCGAUUCAGAACAAUGAUUAAUGUGCUUGGAGAUGCCCUGGCAGCUGGAAUCAUCGCUCAUUUGUGUCGGAAAGACUUUCCAACUGGCACAGGGAGGAAAGCCAGUGAACUGCCACGAAACACACACAACACCCAAAACAUGGAGAACGUGCCUUUGACAGAGGUGCCACUAAUAUCUGGAAAAGACUGCAUAUUUGAGGUGGUUGGAGAAACAGUUAUUGAGCGACCGACAGUCUAUUACAACAUCUGUCAAGUAUAACCUGACCAGCAGAAGCCUUACAACAACAACCAUCACCUUCACGCUCCUGCAGACCAGUCUCUGCUUUUGUGCCAUGAUUCUGAAUUUCCUGCAUUUCUUUCUUGUUCGGGUGACCUGUUGUCAGGUGAUUGAUAAUAUUUUCCUGCAAGUGACUUUAUUCUCCAGAUUCACGUUUUUUUUUUU
Astyanax mexicanus (Mexican tetra) is the source of this 2050-nucleotide messenger RNA. It is a transcript of the gene slc1a8a, whose product is annotated as solute carrier family 1 member 8a. Lineage: Eukaryota; Metazoa; Chordata; Actinopteri; Characiformes; Acestrorhamphidae. Bases 167 to 1867 code for a protein of 566 amino acids. Gene Ontology annotation, cellular component: plasma membrane. Gene Ontology annotation, molecular function: L-glutamate transmembrane transporter activity; glutamate:sodium symporter activity; neutral L-amino acid transmembrane transporter activity. The transcript has 11 exons. The record is from RefSeq and is a predicted model, not a curated record. Gene Ontology annotation, biological process: L-glutamate transmembrane transport.